This is a messenger RNA of Peronospora farinosa, 648 nucleotides long. The record is from the annotation of a GenBank genome assembly. Lineage: Eukaryota; Oomycota; Peronosporomycetes; Peronosporales; Peronosporaceae.
AUGACAGGAAAAGAUAGCGACGAUUUCAACCGUUUAUAUGAACGAGUGGUGGUGCGGCGUACUAAGAAGAAACAAGUCAAACUAGAACCGACAAGUGGUAACAAUACCACCGAUAAAGAUGCUGAAACCCUGAAAGAAGUCUCCGAAGCUACAAAACUGGAAAGAAUCAGAAGAAAAGCUCAGCAGGAACAUGACGCGCGCAUAUCCAGGACUGUGAAGCGAUUGCGGCUUGCUAGGAAUCUACGCGGUCUUGCGCGAUUAAGUCGCUGCAGUCCCCAUCGUCUCGCAUUUCAACUUGUUGCUGCUACAGAACAGGACGAAGCCCUUUUUCUUCAGAGCUACAAGAGAAUUCAGCGACAUCGUCCACGGUUUGUGCAGAGGCGAGAGAGAUCCGUUUCUGGAAUCGUGAGUAGCAUGAGACUGGAACGAGUUGCUGCCAGAUUGUAUCUGGAUCAAGCUGUUAACUUUAGACCGGAUGCAGCGACGACACUUGAGGGUAAACAUCGUAUCAUGGACGAGAUUUUGUUCUUCUCGCCUCCAAACGCAAAUUUCCUUUCCAGAAUUGGAUACGCGGAAAGCUACAAUGUGGUGCCUGCUCCACCACUACGACGCACUAACGUGCGUGCAAUGCUGCAUGACGCAAAUUAA